Messenger RNA from Anguilla rostrata (American eel), 4103 nucleotides. It is a transcript of the gene rhpn2, whose product is annotated as rhophilin, Rho GTPase binding protein 2. The transcript is spliced from 15 exons. NCBI's taxonomy places the organism in Eukaryota, Metazoa, Chordata, Actinopteri, Anguilliformes, Anguillidae. The record is from RefSeq and is a predicted model, not a curated record. Gene Ontology annotation, biological process: signal transduction; negative regulation of stress fiber assembly. The coding region runs from base 154 to 2211 and encodes 685 amino acids. Gene Ontology annotation, molecular function: protein binding.
GGGCGCUUCGAGGAAAGCUGUCAGACCCUGUGAGAAACUCGGAAAGUCGGACAACAAUCCAAGUGUCAAGAAACGAACACCUGUUGAGUAACGGGGGAACAGUUGACUUUUUCCAGAAUUCUUCUUUUUUUAGUCUGUGUCUGAGAAUUCAGAAUGACGGACACCAUAUUGCCAAACGGAUGCAAGGAAAACCCAGUUGUUGAAAAUGGCUAUUUUAAAAAGGGUUGCAACCCCUUCGCCCAGACGGGCCGGAGCAAGCUGCAGAAACAGAGGGCCGAGCUCAACCAGCAGAUCAUCAAGCAGAUGAGGAUGAGGGCCGGGGCGGAGAACCUCCUCCGGGCAACCUCCAACAACAAAGUCCGUGAGAUGGUCCUGCUGGAGCUGUCCUACGUGAACUCAAACCUGCAGCUGCUCACAGAACAACUAGAGGGGCUGAACAGCUCUGUGGAGGUCUACCAGAAUCCUCAAGAGAUGGCAAACAUCCCCCUGAUUCCCUUGGGACUGAAAGAGACCAAAGACGUGGACUUCUCUGUUCCUUUCAAGGACUUCAUCCUGGAGCAUUACAGCGAAGACGGCUCCAACUUCGAAGAUGAGAUUGCAGAUCUCAUGGACCUCCGACAGGCCUGCCGCACUCCCAGCCGCAGCGAGGCCGGAAUCGAGCUCCUGUCCAGCUACUUCAGCCACCUGUCCCUGCUGGAGAACCGGUUCUUCUCUCCCACGCGGCAGACCGGAAUCUUCUUCACCUGGUAUGACUCCUUCACCGGAGUGCCCGUGUGCCAGCAGAACAUCUCGCUGGAGAAGGCCAGCGUGCUUUUCAACAUGGCCGCCCUGUACACUCAGAGCGGGACCCGCUGCAAUCGACAGACGCGCGCCGGGCUCGAGGACGCCAUCACUGCCUUCCAGAAAGCCGCAGGGGUCCUGAACCACCUGAAGGAGACGUUCACCCACACCCCCAGCUAUGACAUGAGCCCAGCCAUGCUCAGCAUGCUGAUCAAGAUGCUGCUGGCCCAGUCCCAGGAGUGCCUGUUCGAGAGGACCGCCCUGCCCGGCAUCCGUAACGAGUUCCUCUCCCUCCUCAAAAUGGCCCAGGAGGCCACCAAGGUGGGAGACACAUAUGACCACCUCCACCAGUCUAUGAUCCAGGCCCCGAUCAAAGACAACGUCCCGUUCUUCUGGUCCACCAUGGCGCAGGUGAAGACCAACCACUACCGCGCCCUUGGCCACUACUUCGUGGCUACAGCGCUCCUCGACCACGAGCUGAGCCACAGGGACGAUGAGGACGAGCAGGAGAAGGCCCUGUCCCAGCUGUACGACGCCAUGCCCGAAGGCUACUCCCCUCUCGAUAUCCUCAAGAAGAAAGAGGAACGCCAGCGCAUCGGUAAGGCUCACCUGCGCAAGGCCACCCUGAACCACGAGGAGGCGCUGCGCAUCCACGGCCUGUGCCGGCACCUCCGCAAGCUGGACGUCCUGCGCGACAUCCUGCAGGCCAGCCACAAGCGCUCGCUCGGCAAGCUGGCGGAGAACGAGUCCGAGGACGAGUUCAUCGACUACCUGGAGGCCCCUGACAUCAUCUCUAAAACAGAUCACAAAGCUGAAUUGGAAAUGCCAGUAUCGACCAAGGUGAAAGUCAAAGACUUUUUCCACAAGCUGGGCCCGCUCUCCGUGUUCUCGGCCAAGCAGAGGUGGACCGCCCCUCGCACCAUACGCGUGCGCCCCGAGGACCUCGACCUGGGCUUCACGCUGAAGGGGGACGCGCCCGUCCAGGUCCAGUCCAUGGACCCGCUCUGCCCCGCAGCGCUGGACGGGCUAAAGGAGGGAGACUACAUCGUAGCUGUCGGCGACGCAGACUGCAAGUGGAUGGGCCUGAGCGAGGUGAUGAGGCUCCUGAAGGACGCGGAGGAGGAGGGAGUGGACAUCCGAGUGGUCAGCAUGAUGGACGGCAGCCUCCCUUUGCCCACCAAGAGUGCCACCUACUGCGGCUUACCCAAAACCUACUCCAUGAUUUGCCUGGACUUCGAUGAGAAUGACACUAAGGGCACUAAGUCCAGGAAGGUCAGUAAGAAAUUGUCUUUCCUCAACUGGGGCCUGAAGAACAAACACAAGAGUGCCAGCACCCUCAGCCUGCCCACCGCCGACUACUCCGGCACCUUGCCCUGGAACAAGCAGUGCGCCACCUUCCCACACUCCGCCAAUGACAGCGCACUUUACUAGGGCCCGCCCUCUUAGAUGGUGCAUUGCACGUACAUGGAUUCCUCUGUAAUAUAAGCGACCAGGAUUCUGUAUUUGAAGGAAAAAAAAAAACACUUCUGCUGUUUAAAAAAAAGAAAAAAGAUUUUAACAGUACUAAUUGUUUUCUCCGUCAUCACUGUUGACACAUGCUGCUCUUUAAUAAUACAUUGGUAGAAGGGGAGGAUUAUGUUUUGCACAGUAGGAGAGCUUGAUAUAGGGCUUUUUUAACACGACUCUGUUAUGGCAGGUUCUGGUAAGCUAAGUCCUACAAUCUACUUUAUUGAGAGGAGGUACCAAUACACUAACUACAAUGGUGGAGGUACCCUAACUGGAAAAAAAAUGUAUAUUGUUUCAUUGUUUGCCAAUAUAUUUAUAGGGUCAGGUGAAGGAAGUAAUUGUUAGUAAUAUGUUGUAUGAUGACUAGACAAGUGCCACACCCCAAAGGUUGCUGACCUUAUUUUUUGUUUUUUGUGUGUAUGCUGUAUUAAUGAAGUAGAGGAUGCAAGUUGUACAUGAAGGAAUGUUGCCUGCACUGGGGAACUAGAGAACAUUUUGUAUGAGAUCCUGCAUUUUUGUAGGAAACUGUUGAAUAUAUAUAAAAAAAGAAAGUGCAGGUAUGUGUGUUUCUGUGCCAGGUUGUUUAAACCACCAAAACAGAUGCAGGGAUAAGAGAACACAUCUGACACACCCUGUGUAAUACCUUGACAAUUACUGUCACAUUGCUGUCAAUGAAGGAUAUUGUGCAUAUAGAAUGGAAGCUUUUUUGACUUUUUUAAGGACUCAACAGAACAAGCUGUAUGGUGGCACUUGGAAAUAUCUUGUAACCUGAGCUGAAGUUUGAGCUUGCACAAUCAGACUAUUGUUGUCUCCUGUGAAAAGAUUUUUACCUUUGCUAACACUUUCUGAAGUGUUAGAGUAUUUCUUUGUCUACAAGGUAGAUUAUUAUAAACGUUUGAUAAUCAAAUUAUUUAUACAAAAAGACUUAAAACAAAACUAUAAAUGUAUUCAUAUUUAGCUUUUUAUGUACUUUAAUAAGACAUCUUAAGUAUUUCAUGCCUGUACAUUUGUAGUGGUUCUCUGUGGUAUACUGUUUAAAAUGUUGGUUUCUUUGUUACAUGUCCAAAAUACUGUCCUCUGUUUUAUAAGGUACAUACGCUCAUCAUAUUGUCUAAAAGAGUUACCCAAUAAAAGUUACUUUGCCUGUAUGUUCGUAAGCCUUUUAAUCUUGUAUUUUAUAGUUUGUUGUUUCCUAGUAUAAUGGGACAUUUUUAAUGUAAAAACCAGUGUUGAUAUUUGUUUUUGGAACUGAAGUUAUUCAUUUCUUAAACUAUGAAUUGUUUUACUGUUUUAAUUCAUUCUUGUCUACUUUACCUCUGAAAAACAGAAAAUAUUUGUAAACCGAUAUAGUUGACUUUGUUGCUGUUCUCAGUGUAGCGACAGGUAAACCAAAUGAGCAUUCCAGUACAUAGCUGUUUGAAUGAUAAAAUGUUUGCCUCUAGAGCUGUACCAAUGUAUUGUGUCUCACUUGCUGAUGAAUCUUAUCAAAGUGCCAUUGUAGAAUUAAAUAUUUUUGUCUAUAUUUUUUGUUGUGUAAAAUUUUACCAUUUUGUCAACAUAGGAUCAAAUCAUUGUGUAAAGUAUUACUGCUUCUGUUUUUGCAUAUGAUGUUCGUAUUGGUUGUCAUAUGUACUUCUUGGUGCUCAGAAAAAUAAUAGUUGGUCUUGGGCCUUUUUCUUCCUUUCUGCUUAGCAAUUUGUCAGGCAGUGUAUCUCUGUAUCACAGCAUGUAGCUAUGAAAACCCCAAUUUAAUGACUUCAUUUCCUUAAUUCAACUGUAACCACAUACACAAAUUUCAAUAAAAGUGGGAAAUUUAA